Messenger RNA from Adineta steineri, 396 nucleotides. The record is from the annotation of a GenBank genome assembly. NCBI's taxonomy places the organism in Eukaryota, Metazoa, Rotifera, Eurotatoria, Adinetida, Adinetidae.
AUGUCAUCUUCGGGUACAAACACUACUAGUAGUAAUGUCGAUGCUAUCAAUGCUCUCCAACACAGUAAAAUUCUGUUUAUUAAAGUUUGGUGUUUCACAAUGAUUUCUUGUGGUUUUGUCGGCCAUACAUUAAGCAUUUAUGUGUUUACACGUCGAUCACUUUAUUCAAAUCCAUGUGCACGGUAUUUUUUGGCGUCGGCAAUGAUUGGUAUGGCUGUUGUCGUUAUUUCUGUACCUCUGCGACUUCUUCAAGCGGGAUAUAAUAUUGAUGCUUUUGUGAGCUCGGCUGCAAUAUGCGGAAUUCUAACUUGGUUUUUGAAUUCAAUCAAAGCUUUACCAUCAUGGAUUAUCGUACUUGCUUGUGCCGAUCGGUUAGUAUUACAAUCGAUUAACUAA